Labeo rohita (rohu) is the source of this 3669-nucleotide messenger RNA. It is a transcript of the gene vps26bl, whose product is annotated as vacuolar protein sorting 26 homolog B, like. Gene Ontology annotation, cellular component: endosome; retromer complex. NCBI's taxonomy places the organism in Eukaryota, Metazoa, Chordata, Actinopteri, Cypriniformes, Cyprinidae. Gene Ontology annotation, biological process: intracellular protein transport; retrograde transport, endosome to Golgi. The record is from RefSeq and is a predicted model, not a curated record.
AUUUACGUGGACUAUCCCGGUAGUAAAUUCAUUUCUGAAGCUUGUGUCUGUUUGUACAUUGCUGGAAAAAGCCUCUGCAUGCAUUAAUACAGUAGCCAUAUGAAAAAUUAGCUACAGUUUAUUUCAAACAGCCUAUUAUAAACGUGCAUGCAUUGCAGAAGAUAAAGCACCUCGCUUGUGAAUUGUAUUGAUGUGGAAUUGCACCAGGUGUUAGAAUACAAAAGGAUAUCAGUCCAACACAAGGUGUCGGGAUGAGCUUCUUCAGUUUCGGACAAACUGCUGAAAUUGACAUAAUUCUAAAUGAUGCCGAGACGAGAAAAAAGGCCGAGCAUAAAACAGAGGACGGGAAAAAGGACAAAUACUUUCUGUUUUACGACGGGGAGACAGUCUCAGGGAAAGUCAACGUUACCCUGAAGAACCCAGGCAAGAGGCUCGAGCAUCAAGGGAUCAAAAUAGAGUUUAUCGGGCAAAUCGAAUUGUACUAUGACAGAGGAAACCAUCAUGAGUUUGUCUCUCUGGUUAAGGAUUUAGCUCGACCUGGAGAAAUGGCUCAAUCUCAGACCUUUGAUUUUGAGUUCACGCACGUGGAGAAACCGUAUGAGUCUUACACAGGCCAGAAUGUAAAACUACGCUAUUUCCUGCGGGCAACCAUCAGCAGGAGACUGAAUGACAUCUGCAAAGAGAUGGACAUUGUAGUGCACACACUCAGCACAUAUCCAGAACUCAACUCCUCCAUAAAGAUGGAAGUGGGAAUUGAGGACUGUCUACACAUUGAGUUUGAGUACAACAAGUCCAAGUAUCACCUGAAAGAUGUGAUUGUAGGGAAGAUCUAUUUCCUGUUGGUGCGAAUUAAGAUCAAACACAUGGAGAUUGAUAUUAUUAAACGGGAGACAACAGGGACAGGGCCAAAUGUGUACCACGAAAAUGACACCAUUGCAAAAUACGAGAUUAUGGAUGGAGCACCUGUACGAGGUGAAUCCAUCCCUAUCCGUCUUUUUCUGGCUGGGUACGAGAUGACACCCACCAUGAGGGACAUUAAUAAGAAAUUUUCUGUUCGCUAUUACCUGAAUCUCGUACUCAUUGAUGAAGAAGAGAGACGUUACUUCAAACAACAGGAGAUUACGCUAUGGAGGAAGGGAGACAUUGUGAGGAAGAGCAUGUCCCAUCAAGCUGCCGUCGCCUCUCAGCGUUUUGAGGGCUCGGCGAGCGCAGAGAAAGCACUUUCUCAAGCUAAAGAGGAGGAGAACUAAACCCAACCAUGUCUUCUCAUCAUCUCAUGUGUGUAUGUGUUAGAAAGAGUGUGUGUAUGGAUUUAAAGAAGCCGUGCGCUCCCAAAAUAGAUGGCAACGUAAACAUGAUAUUUCACAUUCCUAAACACACCAGUUUAUGAUCAACAAGUAGCUUUUUAAAAAGGGAUGAAUAUGAAAAGCAAAAACACUGAUUCCAAAAACCACAAUUCGGUAUUUACAAAUUCUUCUUGGUGGUUCCUCUGAGAUUGUUUACUUUUUUCCACAACCCUGGAAUUAAUUGACUGUAUAUUUAUUUCAAACAUUUCAGCAGUCCAUCUAAAUGAAACAAACACAUUCCACUCUCUAUAUUCCAUUUACAGCCUUUUUAAUAUUCUGUUUUGAAUGUUUUGUUAAUGUGGAUUUUUCUUCUUUCAUAACAUACAUUGCAUACAGUGUUCAGCUUCUGUUUUUUAAUGAAACGGUGUUUAACUAAAUCAUAUUUUUAGUGAUUUUUAUAUACAGUAUGCUUACCGAUACAUGCCUUUUUAGUUUUGUUGCCAUUCCAGAAGAUAAAUUAUAAGCACUUCAGGGUUUUUGCCAAUGUGAUUUCAGUGUCUGCAAAUGGUGGGACCCUUAAAGGAGAAGUCCACUUCCAGAACAUAAAUUUACAGAUUUACUCACCCCCUUGUCACCCAAGAUGUUCAUGUCUUUCUUUCUUCAGUCAGUAAGAGAUUAUGUUUCUUGAGGACAACAUUUCAGGUAUUUUCUCCAUAUAGUGGACUUCAGUGGUGCCUCCAAGUUUGAACUUCCAAAAUGCAGUUUAAAUGCAGCUAUAAAUGAUCCCAGCCGAGAAAGAAGGGUCUUACUAGCGAAACUAUCGGUCAUUUUCUAAACAAAUUGGCAAUUUAUAUACUUUUUAACCUCAAAUGCUUGUCUGGUCUUGUCUCUGAGAUGUGCAUGCGUAGUCUGUGUAAUCCGGGUCAAUACAGUUAGGGUAUGUCUAAAAACUCCCGUCUCGUUUUCUUCUUCAACAUCAAAAUCGUCCUACAUCGCUGUUUUACCAUUUUUUUUUGUAAAGAGUGUUUGAUCUUUGUAUGUUCACUUUGUAAACACAGGGUCGGUACCUCUGCAGCGAUGUAGGACGAUUUUAAAUUUGGGGAAGAAAAUGAGAUGGGAGUUUUUUGACAUACCCUAACUGUAUUAAACGUAUUGAACCGGAAAAAAACAGAGUUCAGGCAGACUUGGACAGGACAAGCAUUUGAGGUUAAAAAGCAUAUAAAUUAUCAAUUUGUUUCAAAAAUGACCCAUUGUUUUUCUAGAUAAGACCCUUCUUCCUUGGCUGGGAUUGUUUAGAGCCAUUUGAAGCUGCAUUUUGGAUGUUUAAACUUGGGGGCACCAUUGAAGUCCAUUAUAUGGAGAUAAUUCCUGAAUUUUUUUCCUCAAGAAGCAUUAUUUCUUAUCAACAGAAGAAAGACAUGAACAUCUUGGAUGACAAGGGAGUGAGUAAAUUAUCUGUAAAUUUUUGUUCUGGAAGUGAACUACUUCUUUAAUUCCAUAUCAGCCCAAAAUGACUUAACCAUUUCCGCUUAGAUUUAACAAACAAACCAAAUUCAUUUCCCUACAGGAAUUUAGCUAAACUGAAAUGCACCUGAAUUUUAUUUUAUCUGUCAGAUUGUGCUGAUAGAAUGAUACUUUAACAAGCUCCUUGCUGUUUUAAGUGUAUAAAAAUAGAAUUUGAAUUCAGUGUUAUUGCUGUUGAGGUUUUGGUAUGGGAAACCAAAAUGUUUGACGUUGGGUAACACUUUACUAUAAGGUUCAAAAUAUUAACACUAGUUAAUGCGUCAGGUUUCAAGAACUAAAAAUUAAUCUUAGUUCAUGAUUAUUUCUAAAUGAAUUAUGAUUCAACUGCUUAUUUGUUAGUUUGUGUUGACAUUUUCAGUAGACAUUCACAAUAACCAAGAUUAACAAAUGUUAAAGGGUUGUUUAUCGUUAGUUCGGGUUAACUAUUAAACAACCUUAUUUUAAAGUGUUACUAAGUCAUUGCGGUUAUAAUGUUUCAUCUUCUUUAACACCAUCAUUUCUAGAAUUCAGGUGGCAUUAAUGUCUUAUUUUAGUUCUCAUUUUUACCAACACUGGAGAUCAGAUUUCAUAUUACAUGUCAGUUCUAACCAGUUACUAACCAAUACGUACUUAAAACCUUUCGAAAUCUUUGACCACAUCAGCAAACGCUGAUAAAGUGUGUGAUCAGGAUGAAAAGCAGAAGUAUUAACACUGUAUAAGGGAUGCAUAUCCUGGAAGUGACUGAACACCCAUUAUGAGAUUGCAGGCUUAUUACGGCUGCCUUGUUAGUGGCUUUCAUUGGCGUGAUCAUUUCUUGUCGUGUUAGGACCGCGGGGGCGUUUAUCUGUCUGAAAAUCCAGGAUAAAUAAUCUCAGUAUCA